Messenger RNA from Suillus subalutaceus, 822 nucleotides. RefSeq lists its product as uncharacterized. Gene Ontology annotation, biological process: DNA replication, removal of RNA primer. The record is from RefSeq and is a predicted model, not a curated record. Gene Ontology annotation, molecular function: RNA-DNA hybrid ribonuclease activity; nucleic acid binding. The transcript has a single exon. The coding region runs from base 1 to 822 and encodes 273 amino acids. NCBI's taxonomy places the organism in Eukaryota, Fungi, Basidiomycota, Agaricomycetes, Boletales, Suillaceae.
AUGUUAAAAACAGCAAAAUUAUAUAACAUGAGCUUCGCACCGGUAAAAUUAUCACAACCACUCAAAAAACAACUCCCAGCAUGGCUGCAUCUUGGUGCACCGCCAAAAACAUACAAAAAACUGAGAGACUCAUGCCUGCAACACAACCACGGAAUAAGAUCAGUAAAGGACCUCAUGAAACUAAACGGUAGACCACUUAACGAAAAACAUCACCAAGCAAAAGGUAACUGUACCUGCACCCUAUGCAUAGACGAUCGAUUAGCAGGGUGCAAAAACCCACAAAAAUGCAUGCUAGCAGCGUCAUCAAUACUAACAAAACUCACCCCAAUAUUCAGCCCUCUCAACACCCCGCCAAGUGACGACCUCACACUAACACACCACCGACGAGAAAAAAACUCAAGGGCCCUGACCCAACGCAGAGGAGAUAUAAUAUUCGACCCAUCAGUCACCGAAAAAACGGACCUAGCAGAAUGUUUUAGGAUCUUUAGCGACAGCAACAAAACCCAACAAAUACCAGCUCACCACCUUCAAAGACUGAGACAAGGGAGGGGCAUACAGACACCACCAACUGAAAUAUACACAGACGGCUCCUGCAUCAAUAACGGAAAAGAAAACGCAAGAUGUGGAAGUGGAAUAUGGAUCAGAGAGAACCACCCAAAUAACAAAUCCAUAAGAAUCCCCGGGAAAACGCAAUCUAACCAAGCAGGGGAAAUAGCGGCCAUCCUAAUAGGACUACAGGACAUCAACCCACUAACCCCAGUAACAAUCAUAACCGACUCACAAUAUGCAAUAGAAGGCCUGACAUGCCACCUUAAAGAAUGA